CGUUACAAGCGAAAGCCGAAAUGCAAGGGAUCGAACACAACAGGAGAAAAGUUCGCGGACUGCGCGUGAAGGAAACCAUACGACGGAGCGAAACGACGAAGAAAGGCCGCGCACGUCCCUCACUUAAGGUGUGGAGGAAUUUUUGUCAGAAUGGGAUCCUGUUUGCCAUGGUUGCUCAUAACCUCCUUGGUAAUUUUGGGAAUUGCUGGAGGACUGACAACAUCAUGGGCAUACUUUAAUUUUCCAACCAAUGAGAACUCCUCUUUGGUUCCCCCUGAAAACAAGACCUACACUUCCCGUUAUGGAGAGAAACGUCUCAGUGAUGAGUACAGGGAAUAUCUGCAGGAUACAGUCAAUAACAGCAACUACUUUAAAGACUGUCGACUCUAUGUUGUUACUCCAAGUGGCAUUAAUGCCUUGGUAUCAGCUGUCUUGGUUGUAGCUUGUCUUGUCUCCAGGAAAGUCACUUCCACCACUGCUGUACUACAUAAUGCAACAUGUCUCUGGGCUGUAAACAUGGCAGUGGCAGUAUGGUUCCAAUAUGCAGCACAAGAUAUGAUAUAUGGACAUGAUGACUUCAAAGAGACCUUCUUCUUGAUCCUCAGUAUUCAUAUUGGCCAGUUGCUUCUGUUGACUCUACAGGUAAUUGAUGUGUAUAUUAUUGUUUGAAUAUAAAUUAAUAUA
Molecule: messenger RNA, 684 nt
Organism: Penaeus chinensis
Lineage: Eukaryota; Metazoa; Arthropoda; Malacostraca; Decapoda; Penaeidae
Exons: 5
Coding region: 151-669 (172 amino acids)
Source: RefSeq, a predicted model, not a curated record